GCGCGGAGGCUGUCGGGAAGUAGGCGGGGUGACGUGGGUCUGAGCGGCGCGGCGGCGGGCUGGCGAGGCGUCGGGCUGGUGGCGGCUGGACUUGAGGGGAUCCGGGCGGCUGUGUGCGGCUGCGGCCAUGACGGGCAACGCCGGGGAGUGGUGCCUCAUGGAGAGCGACCCCGGGGUCUUCACGGAGCUCAUCAAAGGGUUCGGUUGCCGAGGAGCCCAAGUAGAAGAAAUAUGGAGUUUAGAGCCUGAGAGUUUUGAGAAAUUAAAGCCAGUUCAUGGGUUAAUUUUUCUGUUCAAGUGGCAGCCGGGAGAGGAACCAGCAGGCUCUGUGGUUCAGGACUCCAGACUGGACACAAUAUUUUUUGCCAAGCAGGUGAUCAAUAAUGCCUGUGCUACACAAGCCAUAGUGAGUGUGUUGCUCAACUGCUCCCAUCAGGAUGUCCACUUAGGAGAGACGCUGUCCGAGUUCAAAGAAUUUUCACAGAGUUUUGAUGCUGCUAUGAAAGGCUUGGCCCUGAGUAAUUCGGACGUGAUCCGGCAAGUCCACAACAGCUUUGCCAGACAGCAGAUGUUUGAAUUUGAUGCAAAGACGUCAGCCAAAGAAGAAGAUGCAUUUCACUUUGUCAGCUACGUUCCCGUCAAUGGACGGCUGUAUGAGUUGGAUGGGUUAAGAGAAGGACCGAUUGAUUUAGGUGCAUGCAAUCAAGAUGACUGGAUCAGUGCAGUAAGACCAGUCAUAGAAAAAAGGAUACAAAAGUACAGUGAAGGCGAAAUUCGAUUUAACUUGAUGGCCAUUGUGUCUGACAGAAAAAUGAUAUAUGAACAGAAGAUAGCAGAGUUACAGAGACAACUUGCAGAGGAACCCAUGGAUACAGAUCAGGGCAGUAAUAUGUUGAGCGCCAUCCAAUCAGAAGUUGCCAAAAACCAGAUGCUAAUAGAAGAAGAAGUACAGAAAUUAAAAAGAUACAAGAUUGAGAACAUCAGAAGGAAGCAUAAUUAUCUCCCGUUUAUCAUGGAGCUGUUGAAGACGUUGGCGGAGCAUCAGCAGUUAAUCCCGCUGGUGGAGAAGGCAAAAGAAAAGCAGAAUGCAAAGAAAGCUCAGGAAACGAAGUGAAGAUGGCCCUUUGACUGUGUCUACCUUUCUGCUUCUGUGCUGCUGUUCAUGGAGACCGUUAAGUGUAACAAACUUUGAGCAGCCUCCUGCUCAGCUCGGUGCACG
This is a messenger RNA of Ochotona princeps (American pika), 1219 nucleotides long. RefSeq names its product ubiquitin C-terminal hydrolase L5 (gene UCHL5). Gene Ontology annotation, cellular component: cytoplasm; Ino80 complex. Gene Ontology annotation, biological process: ubiquitin-dependent protein catabolic process; protein deubiquitination. The transcript has 11 exons. NCBI's taxonomy places the organism in Eukaryota, Metazoa, Chordata, Mammalia, Lagomorpha, Ochotonidae. Bases 128 to 1114 code for a protein of 328 amino acids. Gene Ontology annotation, molecular function: proteasome binding; cysteine-type deubiquitinase activity. The record is from RefSeq and is a predicted model, not a curated record.